Molecule: messenger RNA, 686 nt
Organism: Salvelinus fontinalis (brook trout)
Lineage: Eukaryota; Metazoa; Chordata; Actinopteri; Salmoniformes; Salmonidae
Product: proteasome assembly chaperone 3-like
Exons: 3
Coding region: 154-522 (122 amino acids)
Biological process (GO): proteasome assembly
Source: RefSeq, a predicted model, not a curated record
UGGCAGUGCGCAUGUGCGAAAUUUAGAGAGGGACGCUUGAGAAACUGAAACUGCAGACGAUAUCAAUGUUUAUAAUUAACAGCCUUCAAUAAAGGUUAGUAUUGAAGUUCACGGCAAACGGAUCCUAACAGGCACACGGACAGAAAGAAAACCAUGUCAACUCAGCCUCUCAUCAGAUCAAAGCAGACCGAGAAAUCAAUCAAUGGAAUAUCCACACAGGUUGUUUGCACAGAAUUCAGUAACUACAUAUUUAUAGUUCUCACACAGUAUGGAAAGAUUGGCACUUUAGUAUCAGUCACACCUGACUCCAGAUCAGGUGAUAUCAGCACUCCCAUGUUCACCACCAAAGUGUUGCUGGGGAAAGAAGAGGCUUUGACACACGUCUGUGCCAAAAACUUGGCAACAUUUGUGUCACAAGAGGCAAGCAACAGGCCUGUUCUACUGGGAUUGGCACUCAAGGACAGUUCCAUAGAAGCAAUAAAGGCCAUGAAAGAUAUAAUCAAAAGUUGUCAAGUCUGGUAACUACUGGUACAGGGAACGAGCAACAGAAUCGCCUAUCUGGAAAGACAAUUUCACUUAACACAUUUUUUCCUCAAUGUUUUUGCAUCCUUUAAAAAUGUAUUUUGUUAUCUUUUGUUACUUCUAAGCUUGAUGUGGAAAUAAAUGCCAUAUAAAUGGGAAGUUUA